CGUUCGGAGAGUAAAAGUAAAAUCAUAUGAUCUGCAUUUAUAUUCAGUUAUUUAGUCUAUUACUCACAGAUGCAUUCGUAUACGAUGUAGAAUGUGAUGUUAACUUAUAAAAGAAACUAUGCACGAAGCAUUCGAGGCAGCACCAAUUUUGGAAAAGCUGCCACUAAUCAUUGAAUCAAUCACAAGUUAUGAUGACAAGCUGUUAGUAGGUACAAAGCAAGGCCAUCUAUUGGUCUAUACUGUGUCUCCAAUACCUGGUAAUGAAACCAGUUUUAAUGUGUCCUUGGAAAGGUCAAACAAGGCAUUCUCAAAGAAACCCAUAACUCAGUUGGUAGCAGUUCCAGAGGCUCAAAUCCUCAUCAGCCUCUCAGAUAAUGUGGUCAGUGUGCAUGACUUGACUGUGUUUGCACCAAUAUGUACAAUAAACAAAAGUCGUGGUGCCACCCUCUUCGAAGUAGAUGUGAAGAAGCAGAAGUCUUUGACAGGAGAUGUACAACAUACAGUUAGGAUGUGUGUCAUUGUCAAAAGGAAGGUGCAGUUGUAUUAUUGGAAGAAUCGAGAGUUCCAUGAGCUACAGCCAGACCUAGGGGUUCCAGAUCUACCUAAGGUGGCAGCCUGGUGUAAGGAUUCAAUAUGCGUGGGCUUUAAGCGAGAUUACUUCCUUAUUAUGGUUGACACAGGGGGAUACAAGGAGUUAUUUCCAACUGGUAAAUCAAUGGAACCAAGGGUGACACGUCUUGAUGAUAAUGGACUGGCUGUAGGGAGGGAUGAACAGACAAUAUUUAUUGACGCAGAAGGGAACCCCACAAAACGUUAUGCAUUAACAUGGUCAGCUUUACCCCAAGUGUUAGUCAACCAACCCCCCUAUGUGAUAGCAGUAUUACCAAAAGUCAUAGAGAUACGCACUGUCGAGCCAAGACUUUUCAUACAAAGUAUUGAGGUCAACCAACCAAAGUUCAUUUGUCAUGGCAGCAAUCAUGUCUAUGUUGCAUCAACCAAUCACGUAUGGAGGCUAGCAAGUACACCAAUCACAUCACAGAUCAAGCAACUAUUGCAGAAUAAAGAGUUUGAACUUGCCUUACAUUUAGCUAAUAUGACUCAAGAGGCUGACUCUGCCAGGGAGGGGAGGAUACAACACAUACAGACUCUCUAUGCCUUUGAUCUAUUCUCCCAGCAUAGAUUUGAGGAAUCUCUGCAAAUGUUCACCAAACUGGGCACAGAUGCCUCUCAUGUAAUAGGCCUCUACCCAAAUCUGCUACCCCAAGAUUUCCGCAACCAACUGGAGUACCCUGAUAAACUACCAGACCUGGAAGGUGCUGAACUUGAGAAGGGACUCCUUGCCUUAAUAGAGUAUUUAACCACAAAAAGGAAUGAGGUGAUGAAGGAGAUGAACAAGGAAAUGGUCUCGUCAGCUAUUGUGGAAGGAAGUGCAACUAUAAAGUCAAAACGUCAACUCACUCAGAUUCUUGACACCUCAUUGCUCAAAUGUUACUUGCAGACCAACGAUGCCCUCGUGGCCCCUCUGUUGCGGCUUAAGGACAACAAUUGUCACAUAGAGGAGACAGAGAGAGUUCUCAAGAAGCACCAGAAAUUCAGUGAGCUCAUAAUUCUCUAUGAGAAGAAAGGAUUACACAAAAAAGCCCUAGACUUAUUGUUAAGACAGGCUCAGAAACAUGGCUCACCAUUAAAGGGCCAUGACAGAACAGUGCAGUAUCUUCAGCGGCUAGGGGCAGACCAUUUAGACUUGAUAUUUGAAUAUGCAGGAUGGGUGUUAAAAACAGAACCAGAAGAUGGAUUAAAAAUAUUUACUGAAGAUCUCCCAGAGGUGGAAAACCUACCAAGGCAAAAGGUGCUAGACUAUCUGGAGAAAACAGAUAAAAACCUAAUGGUGCCAUACUUAGAGCAUGUGAUAAUGGAGUGCAAUGAUGACUCCGAGAAUUUCCACAAUGCUCUGGCUCUCAGUUAUAAAGACAAAGUCCAGUCACUUAUGAGUGAUUAUUUAGCGUCACUUCCAGAAGGUGAAAUUCCAGCCAGGGCAGGAAAAGAACCAUCAGAACUGGGUGAACUUAGGCGGAAACUUCUCUUUUUCCUUGAGACUCAAAGACACUACGUUCCAGAAAGAUUACUUGCUCAUUUUCCUUUUGAUAGUUUCUUUGAAGAAAGGGCUAUCCUGCUAGGAAGACUUGGCAGACAUGAACAAGCAUUAGCAAUAUAUGUACAUAUACUACAUGACAAUAGCUUAGCCAAACAGUAUUGUAAACUAAAUUAUGACCGGCACAAAGAAGGCAACAAAGAUGUCUAUAUCUUCCUGCUAAAGAUGUUUCUGUCCCCUCCCGAUGCUGGCUAUCUAGGUAUUAUGGUAUCUGGCACAACCCCCUCCGAACCUAAUAUAGAUGCAGCACUAGAUCUGCUCAGGGACCAUGGUAACCAAGUCAAUACGUCUAAGGCACUGGAGCUCCUGCCAGCCUCCAUAGAAGUGUCCCGGUUACUAGUCUUCCUUGAGAAUGUUCUUGAGGAGAGAGGGGUUGACAAGAGAGAUGCCCAGGUCCUACGCAGCCUUCUGUAUGCUGAACAUUUACAAGUUCAAGAACAGAGAAUGUUUUAUCAAAAAAUUAAGUGCAUUAUAACAGAUGAAAAAAUGUGCAGAGUGUGUAAGAAGAGGAUUGGAAACAGUGCUUUUGCGAGGUAUCCAAAUGGUGUCAUUGUACACUACUACUGCUGCAAAGACCCCAAAGUUUGGCCUUCAGAAUAGAUGGCAGUAAAGUAGAUGGUGAUGUCUAAAUGGACCUAUCACUGAUUUAAAUGCAAUGCAACUAUCUCCUUAAUGCCACCUUUAGGGGAUUAUGUUUAACUCUGGUUUCAUAAUAAUAGGAUUUCUAUAAAUAUGAUGUGAAAUAUAGAAGAUAUUGGAUGGUCCAUGCGCUUUGUGGGCAAUUCAUUUUAGGUUCAUUGACUUGUACAUUAACCAGAGACCUCAACCACAUUGACCUGCGGGCCCCCACAUUCUAAUCAACUGGCAUUGUAGUCUAAUGCAAUGAAUAAAUCCCACCUGAGUCUCAGUUAGAAAAAAUAUCAUAAUCAACAGUAAAACUGAAGGAAACUAAAGAAGAACUUCAUCCAAAGAAUACAAUGUCACCCACCUUUCUGAGAAGUCUUUUUGUGACCUUUUGAUGUGACAUUUGACUAUUGGCAUGGAAUGUGGUGUUUUAAAGCAUUCAAGUCAUUUUGGCCAGAUUUAAUACCAGAUAUACGAGGCGUCACAACCCGAUGUGAUGAAAUUAGUAGUAACUUAAUUCUCACCUGAAUUCUUUUGGAAAAGUUACAUGUGAAACUAAAAUGUAAAACAAAAUCAAGUUCAUAAUUUUUUACUUGUAAAUCCCAACUAUAAUACCGCCAGUGCAAUAUAGAUGUCGCUUCUAACAGAACAGUGAGAAUAUUCAAAAGUAUUAAACAUAAUUUUGUUUGUAUUGGGCAGAAAAUUAGAUUGAAGAGAAAUGAUUUCCAGAUUGAGUUGAAGAUUCAAAGAAUCUCCAAAUUAUUGUUGAAUGUUAUUGUGAUCGCUCAGUAAUCACAAAGUUUUUUUUCACAAAGUUUUUUUUGCACAUUAUUGUGCAGUGUCCUGCUGUAGACGAGAUUUACCAAGGGGUAGAGGUUCACCGUUUAAAAAAUCCAUGGGACAACUUUGUAUUGGCCCAUAAAUGGCCAAAAUCA
Owenia fusiformis is the source of this 3711-nucleotide messenger RNA. Lineage: Eukaryota; Metazoa; Annelida; Polychaeta; Sabellida; Oweniidae. The record is from the annotation of a GenBank genome assembly.